Messenger RNA from Debaryomyces fabryi, 2706 nucleotides. RefSeq names its product DEAH-box RNA-dependent ATPase. The record is from RefSeq and is a predicted model, not a curated record. The transcript has a single exon. Gene Ontology annotation, cellular component: intracellular anatomical structure; catalytic step 2 spliceosome. Bases 1 to 2706 code for a protein of 901 amino acids. NCBI's taxonomy places the organism in Eukaryota, Fungi, Ascomycota, Pichiomycetes, Serinales, Debaryomycetaceae. Gene Ontology annotation, molecular function: RNA binding; ATP binding; ATP hydrolysis activity.
AUGUCAGAUAAAAUUAAGGAAGGAAAGGGUAAACGAAGAAAAAGGACUGAUGAAGACCAAUGGCUUUCUGAAUCAGACAAUGAACAGGAAGAUGAUAAGUCUAAUUUAAAAGUUGGGCCUGGUGCUGGUGAUGAUGUUGCGAUGCCUUCCCCAGGAAUAUUGCAAGCACUGGCUGCUAAAGAACAAAAAGAAAACUACGAUGACUUACGGGACCUAUCACGUCAGAAUUAUCUUAAAAAGAGGCAAACUACGAAAUUAAACGAUUUAUCACUAGAUAUAGAGAAGUAUAAAUCCGUUAUUAAAGAGAGAGCAUUAACUAAGCAGGAGCAAGAAGACUUUCAAUAUAAACAAAAAAUAUUCAAAAUAAUUACAGAGACUGAUGAAUCUCUUCAGUCUAUUGGAAGAAACGAUGAAUAUCAGUUACCAGACGAUUACUUCAAUACUGAAGGUAAGCUAGACAAGAAACGGAAGUUGAAUGCAUUGAAUGCAAAAAAUAACUAUGACAAGACCGAAAAAGGGGAAACAACUAAACGUAAUAGAUAUGAAAACCAGUGGGAAUUAGAUCAAUUGAACAAAGCACAAAUUUCAAAUGUUGUUGCAACUGAUGAAAUCAACCUCCCUAAUCAAGAUGAUUACGAAUUUGUCUUUGAUGAAUCUCAAUUCGUUUCAUUUGAUCAAGACCAGCCGUUGGAAGGGGAUAAGCCAGAUGAGAACACCCAAACCUCGAAACAAAAAGCGUCAAUGGAUGAAGUUAGAAAGUCAUUGCCUGUGUACAAAUACAGAGAACAGUUCCUAGAUGCAAUAUCAAAAUAUCAAGUUUUAAUUGUUGUUGGUGAAACUGGUUCUGGUAAAACUACUCAGCUUCCACAAUAUUUACAUGAAGCAGGCUAUUCAAAGGGUAAUGAUGGAAAAAUUUUAAAAAUUGGUUGUACUCAACCUCGUAGGGUUGCAGCAACUUCCGUUGCUAACAGAAUUGCUGAUGAAAUGGGUGUAUCCAUUGGAGAAGAAGUUGGGUAUAGUAUUCGUUUUGAAGAUAAAUCUAGCGAUAAGACUUUAAUUAAAUAUUUAACUGAUGGUAUGUUAUUAAGAGAGUUCUUGACUGAUCCUGAAUUAUCUUCCUACGGAGCAUUAAUGAUUGAUGAAGCUCACGAGAGAACAGUAUCCACCGAAAUAAUUCUUAGUCUCUUGAAAGACAUCAUUCAAAUUAGAAAAGACUUAAAAUUAAUCAUUGCUUCAGCUACUAUGAAUGCAGAGAAAUUUUCUAAUUAUUUUGAUGGUGCACCAAUCUUUAAUAUUCCGGGUAGAAGGUUUCCUGUUGAUAUCCAUUAUACGAAAAAUCCAGAAGCAAACUACAUACAAGCAGCCCUUACAACAAUUUUUCAGAUCCACACAACACAAGAACUACCUGGUGAUAUCUUGGUUUUCCUAACAGGACAAGAUGAAAUUGAAACUAUGCAAGAGAGCUUAGAAGAAGCAUGUCAUAAAUUAGGGUCUCUGAUAAAACCCCUUAUAAUAUGUCCAGUUUAUGCAAGUCUUCCAACAGAUCUUCAAAAGAAUAUAUUCGAGCCAACUCCUCCUAAUUCCAGGAAAAUUGUUCUAGCGACAAAUAUUGCAGAAACAUCUAUUACUAUCGAAGGUAUAUCUUACGUUAUUGAUCCAGGUUAUGUAAAAGAAAAUGUGUUCAAUCCUGUAACUGGUAUGGAAAGCUUGGUUGUUGUUCCGUGUUCCCGUGCGUCGGCAAAUCAAAGAGCUGGUAGAGCUGGUAGAGUCGGUCCUGGUAAAUGCUUCCGUCUAUAUACAAAAUGGUCAUUCUACAAUGAAAUUCAAGCUAAUCCUACUCCCGAAAUUUUGAGAGUCAAUCUAGUACACAUCAUACUUUUAUUAUUAUCAUUGGGUAUAACUGAUCUAAUUAAUUUUGAAUUUAUUGAUCCUCCAAGUUCUGAUACAUUAAUAAAAUCCCUUGAAUUGCUUUAUGCCUUGGGAGCAUUAAAUUCCAAAGGAGAGUUAACAAAAACUGGAAGAAAAAUGGCUGAAUUUCCUAUUGAUCCAAUGUUUGCGAAAUGCUUGAUAUCUAGUUCAAAUUAUGGGGUAACAAAUGAAAUAUUGACUAUAAUUUCUAUGCUAAGUGAAAGUUCUAGUCUCUUCUAUAGGCCCAAAGAUAAACGAGAACAAGCUGAUAAGAAAAAAGAAUCAUUUCAGGUUGAUGAAGGUGACCACUUGACUUUGUUAAACCUUUGGGACCAAUGGCAAGAUACUGGAUAUUCGAAUCAGUGGUGCCAGGAUAACUUCAUCCAGUAUAAGACUUUAAAGCGCUCGAAAGAGGUUAGGCAGCAAUUAGAGAGAUUAUGUAAAAAAACUGGAAUUCCUGUUGUCGAAAAUGAUAAUGUGAACAAGAAACUCAUGAUACAGAAGUCUAUAACUGCGGGAUUCUUUCCUAACAUAGCACGAUUAUCAAAAAUGGGUGAUUCAUAUAGGUCUCUAAAAAAAAACCAGGCGGUGUUUAUACACCCUUCGUCUGUCUUGUAUCCUAUCAAGCCACCCCCGAAGCUUAUAUUAUACCAUGAGUUGGUACUCACAAGUAAGGAAUUCAUGAGAAAUUGUAUGUUAAUAGAUGAAAAUUGGUUGAACGAAUUAGCCCCACAUUACUAUAGCAAAAAAGACUUGGAUAUCUUGUCCACCAAGAAAAGGCCAAAUAAAUUCAAAUAG